GUUAAUAAUUUUUGUAGUAUGCAGUUUUAUGCUUAUAUUAUUUUACAAUACUGUAAUGUAUCUACAUGUACAAAAGAUAAGACUUGAAUAAUGUUUUAAAUAAAUAUAACCAUUAAAAUACUUUGUUCUUCUUGUAGGAGUUCACAGCAUAACUACAGUCAGUAAAGUAUCAGUGAAAGCUGGAAAAUCUAUCUCCAUCCCAUGUCUCUAUGAAUCCCAAUACAAAAACCAUGUGAAGUACUUGUGUGAAGGAUAUGAUUGGACGUUCUGCAGAUAUGCAGUAAAAACAAACGAAGCAGACCCUUCAGGAAAAUAUUCAAUCUCUGAUGACAAAAAACAGAACAUUUUUACUGUGACUAUAAACCAGCUGGCACAUAAAAACACUGAUUACUGGUGUGCACUGGAUAUUACUAACGGACAGGAUUAUGGACAGUAUUUUCAGCUGUCAGUUACCAGAGGUACCCCCAGUCUCUAUGUGGAUCAUCAGAGGAUGAAAGGAUAUAUUGGAGAAAGCAUAACCAUCAGAUGUCACCACAGUAACUCUGGAGAAAUGAAGUGGUGCAGGAUAGGCAGGAGCUGUGUGACAGGAUCAUCUGGAUCCAUAGAUGGAACAACAGUGACCGCUCAUAUGAGAGACCCAAAUGUUUUCACAGUGACCAUGAGUGGACUAAGGUCAAAGGACAGUGGCUGGUAUUGGUGUGCUAAAGGGGACAUUCAGAUACCAGUAUAUUUAACUGUUACUCAGAAACUGAUCACUACCUAUACCCCUACUAAUACUACUACUAUUCAUACUGUUGCAACAAUGGAACAAGGGAAAAAUACUACAGUAGGAGAAAAUAAACACAGAGCUUCAUUUGACCCAAGGAUCCUCAUCAUCCUUCUGAGUGUGUUGAUCUGGAUUGUAAUUGUGGUGUUGUUCAUCUGGUUUAUACUGAGACACAAGCAGAGGAAAGCAGACUCAUCAGUCACACCAGUGGCUGAAGAGGAAAUAAUACACUCUGAUGUUAGACCCAAGAAAAGAAGUUUAGCCAAGGUGGAUACGGAAGUAACAUACUCUGAAGUUAGACUCAACAAAAAAGGGAAGAGGUCAUUUGCUGAAAGUGAAAUGGAAAUCUUGUACAGUUCUGUUGCUACGAAACAACGCAUGAAAAGGGGUGACGGAAAAUACACAGGAGUUACAUUAGAGCACAUUAGCUAGAAUUUAAAUGAUUAAAUAUUCAAACAUUUGCAAUUUUAUCUAAUUUAUCUGUACCUAUGUUACUGGAGUCUUGUGGAGCAAUGUCUUAUCUGCUGCCAUCAGCUUGUUAUUUGUAAAUCUUUUCUUCUUCUUGCUAACUUUUUUCCUGCGUAGCUGUAAAAUGGCUCAAAGAAGCAUUGACCUGUUUGUUUGCUCUUUUUCAAGAUCAUUAAUAUGAUUCUUGGUUCUUGUAUUGUAAGCAUCAACAAUAAUGUUUAA
Molecule: messenger RNA, 1456 nt
Organism: Oreochromis niloticus (Nile tilapia)
Lineage: Eukaryota; Metazoa; Chordata; Actinopteri; Cichliformes; Cichlidae
Product: polymeric immunoglobulin receptor-like
Exons: 9
Coding region: 491-1198 (235 amino acids)
Cellular component (GO): plasma membrane
Molecular function (GO): transmembrane signaling receptor activity
Source: RefSeq, a predicted model, not a curated record